Daldinia childiae is the source of this 807-nucleotide messenger RNA. RefSeq names its product Protein frg1. Gene Ontology annotation, molecular function: actin filament binding. The record is from RefSeq and is a predicted model, not a curated record. Gene Ontology annotation, cellular component: striated muscle dense body; nucleolus; catalytic step 2 spliceosome. The transcript is spliced from 2 exons. The coding region runs from base 1 to 807 and encodes 268 amino acids. Lineage: Eukaryota; Fungi; Ascomycota; Sordariomycetes; Xylariales; Hypoxylaceae.
AUGGUCAAACCACUAUCUUUUAAGGGCGAUAAGAAGCCCAAGAAAAGAAAGCGUACUGAAGCAGACCCGUCAGCUGAAGAAGCAGGUUCUAGCAGUCUUGCAGUCGCCACGACAGCCGAGGGUGCAGAAAACGAUGAUAGCUGGGUAUCAGCUGAUGCCGUCGGAGAUGUUCAAGGUCCGGUCAUGAUUGUACUUCCAACAGAACCUCCGACCUGCCUGGCUUGCGAUGCCAAUGGCAAGAUCUUCACCGACCCCAUCGUGAACAUCAUCGACGCGAAUCCUACCAGCGCCGAACCCCACGACGUGCGCCAGGUUUGGGUUGCAAAUAAGAUCUACGGCACCGAGAACUUUAGGUUUAAAGGCCGUUAUGGAAAGUACCUCAGCUGCGACAAAUAUGGCAUCCUUAGUGCGAUAUCCGAAGCUAUAUCGCCGCUUGAAACGUGGUCCGUGAUUCCGACCUCCGAGACGCCGGGUACAUUCCAGAUCCAGUCGCAAAGUGAAACUUUCUUAACUAUCAAGGAGCCUACGAAGGCAAACGGCACACCUGAGGUUCGUGGAGAUGCUACAGAAAUAAGCUUCGAUACUACAUUAAGGAUUCGCAUGCAAGCGCGCUUCAAACCUCGACUUAAGGCAACGAAGGAGGAAAAGGCGAAGGAAAGGAUUAGUCGAAAGGAGCUUGAGGAUGCUGUGGGUAGGCGACUCAACGAGGAUGAAGUUAGAAAUCUGAAGAGAGCGAGAAGGGAGGGCGAUUACUACGAGCAGCUACUAGAUCUAAAGUCCAAGAACAAGCACGACAAAUACUCUUGA